AUGGACAGCCAAAUGCUCCACAUACUCACGGCCACAGUCGAGCUAGUGAAUGCAAACCUUGACACUGAGCCUAAUUCCUGGCGACAUCAACUGCCGGCCAUCCGAAACAUCACCAACUCGUUUGAGAUUUCUGAUACAGCUCCCGAACAAUCUCGCAGAUAUUGGCAGAUGCCCUUGGUCACUGUCGUCCAGCGGGUAGCACUCGCGGAUGCGGACAACGGCCCUGUCUCGGACAUAGCGGACUGGUGUUUACGGCAAUUGCUGACCCUGCUUGCGUUAUAUCCUCAAGACCCCGAGAUUUUGGCUUGUAAGCUAAACCCAUGGUUUCUUGUCCCUUGGCUGACAGUCACGGUGAUCGGUCGGCAUUGGCUGUUACGAGCGCAAAAAGCACUGGCAAGCAUCGCUCGAGCGGAAAGUGAGCUUCCCCGCAACGAAGAAAGCAGCCCCCAUCCAGACCAAUUUACAACGCAGCCUCUAGUCGAGACUCACGAGCGUAUAAACAGUGCAGAUUAUGUCGAGGCACGCGCAUUGCUGGUACCAGCGACUGACUACCUCCAAUCUGCCGUGGAUGCAGCAAGAGAAAAAGGAGAACUGACUGGGCAUUUGCUUUUGACGGCAAGGAUCCUUCUCUUCACUGAGCUGCCUCAACGCUAA
Molecule: messenger RNA, 654 nt
Organism: Bipolaris maydis ATCC 48331
Lineage: Eukaryota; Fungi; Ascomycota; Dothideomycetes; Pleosporales; Pleosporaceae
Source: RefSeq, a predicted model, not a curated record